ACAUACGAAAAUAACUGAAUUUUGUACCUAUAAAACGAGGAACGCCUUAAAGCUUCACUGCUCCACAAAAAUCCCCUCUAGCAGCCAUUAACAUUUCUUUUUUCUCCUCCCUGAAAAUGUAUGCUUGCAAGUUGAUGUUUUUGUCACUUCUGUUGAGCAUCCUAGUGCUGGAUAGAGUUGCCGCUGCUCCGCCACCGCCUUGUAAGCGUCUCGAGUGUCCGACAUAUACUAUAAUCGACUCCGGGCCAGACGACUCUUACGAAAUCCGGAACUACACUGACAUUGUGCUCGUUACAACAUCACCAAACCAAAAUCUAGAUUUUGUCAAAGCCACAAAAACCCUCUUCAGACAGCUACUUGCAUACAUCCUAGGUAAAAAUGACAAGGGCGAAAGGAUAGCCAUGGCAGCUCCAGUGGUUACCCAAGUCUCACCAUCAGGAUCAGCACAAUCAUACGCUGUGAGCUUCUACAUUCCGAAGAAAAAUCAGGCUGAACCACCAGCAGCAGACGGCCUUACUAUCCAAAGAAUCCCAUCAACUUAUGCAGCUGUUAAGCAAUUUCCAGGAUUUGUAUCGGACGAUAAUGUCGUAGAGGCAACCAAUGAUUUGAUCAAAAGUCUUACCGGGACCAAAUACAUGGACGCCAUUAACAAAGCUCAUGGUGGUGAUCCAGCACAUAGUUACUUUGUUGGACAGUAUAACUCUCCCUUCGAACUUAUUGGCAGAACCAAUGAAAUUUGGUUGACCUUCCAAAUGUAAAUAUAUAUGACUCUAAUGUCACAAACAAAAGUAAUGGUAUGAAAAAAAAUUAAUAAAUUUAUGGUUUUAUUGCAUGUCAUAU
Molecule: messenger RNA, 840 nt
Organism: Daucus carota subsp. sativus
Lineage: Eukaryota; Viridiplantae; Streptophyta; Magnoliopsida; Apiales; Apiaceae
Exons: 2
Coding region: 117-758 (213 amino acids)
Source: RefSeq, a predicted model, not a curated record